UCCGAAUUCAAACAAAACAUUGACGAAGAGAAUUUCGAUCGCCCAACUGACCCACCUCCAUACACGAAUCCACCGACCAUACCAGUGAUGAACCAACCGCAAAUGUACCAGUCCGGUGCUGGUAUGACAUCCGUUGGAUCCGUUGGAGUGGUCACUGGCCAACCCGGAGUUGUGACGUCUGUUGGAAUGGUAGGCCAAACAGGAGGUAUGGCAUCCGUUGGCAUGGUAGACCAUACAGGAGGUAUGGGACAAGUUGGCAUGGUAACAGGGCAACCGGGUACCAUGUCAGUGGUGGCCCCAGGGUUUGUGGUUCUCAAUCAAAUGGUGUACCAGCCAACACCGUACACAUGUAGAAGCUGUCAUCAGCAGAUCGUGACGAAAGUGAAGCGCAAGCCAACUUUCAAAACGCACUUCUUCGCAGCGGGAUUUUGUUUGGUGUGUUGGAUCCCCUGCGCCAUAAUUCCGUACUGCAUGGAUGGAUGUCGGCAAGCGGACCACUACUGUCCAAACUGCGACAGUUUCAUUGGAUCCUAUGUUCCAUAGGAAAGACAGUGUCAAUAUCAGA
Aricia agestis (brown argus) is the source of this 565-nucleotide messenger RNA. RefSeq names its product lipopolysaccharide-induced tumor necrosis factor-alpha factor homolog. The transcript is spliced from 2 exons. The record is from RefSeq and is a predicted model, not a curated record. Lineage: Eukaryota; Metazoa; Arthropoda; Insecta; Lepidoptera; Lycaenidae. Gene Ontology annotation, molecular function: zinc ion binding. The coding region runs from base 88 to 543 and encodes 151 amino acids.